UACUCGCCACUUCAUCACGCCAAGCAUAUGCCCUCUAAAUAUUCUUUACUAAACCCCCCUCCCUCAGCUCCUUCAUUAUAUGUCUCAUGUACACACACUUAUAAAAACACCUCCCCACCUCUCCUCCUCCUCCUCCUCCUCCUCUCUCUCUCUCUCUCUCUCUCUCUCAUUCGCACGUACUUUCGCCCCCCUCUUUCGCCCUCCAUCCUUAGCUCGGCUCGAUCGACUUGCCCGCUAGUUGGAUCCGAUGAAGUUCGGGAAGCGGCUGAAGCAGCAGAUCCAGGAGACAUUGCCCGGGUGGUGCGACAAGUUCUUGUCCUACAAGGAGCUCAAGAAGUUGGUGCGGCUCAUCUCCUCCGCCCCGACCAGGCUGGGGGGCCAGGCUGGCGCCGAGUACGGCAAGGCCGAGGCCGAGUUCAUGUACCUGCUGCACGGCGAGAUCGAGAAGUUCAACUCCUUCUUCGUCGAGAAGGAGGAGGAUUUCAUCAUCCGGCACAGGGAGCUUCAGCAGAGGAUCCAGAAAGUGAUUAGAACCUGGGGAGAGAAAGGAAGUCACCCUUCGGAGAAGCUCUACAAGGAGGAGAUGACCAAGAUCAGGAAGGACAUCGUCGACUUCCACGGCGAGAUGGUGCUGCUGAUGAACUACAGCAACAUCAACUACACAGGGCUGGCCAAGAUAUUGAAGAAGUACGACAAGCAGACGGGCGGGCUGCUGCGCCUGCCGUUCAUACAGAAGGUCCUGGAGCAGCCCUUCUUCACGACCGACCUUGUGUCGAAGCUGAUCAAGGAAUGCGAGAGCACAAUCGACGCGGUUUUCCCCAUGGAGGUGCACGAGAUGGCGAGGCCCGACGGGGAGGCGGCAGGAGUCUCCGACUCCGUGCCCGGAGAAGGGAUCUUCCGGAAUACCGUGGUCGCGCUGAGGACGAUGCAGGAGAUGAGGAAAGGCAGCUCGACGAUCAGCCAGUUCUCCCUGCCCCCGCUCAACCUGCCGGAUUCCGAUCUCGCCCGAUUCUUGCAGCUCAAUUCUCCCAUACAGAUAUCUUAAUGCCUAGGAUUUACUUUGCCAUACCACUAUAUAUGAUACUGUUAGAUAUCAGCAGCGACAUCGCGCCGCGUUCUCAUGUGCCCUUCGAGAUGCAUACCAUCCGCGACGAGUAAGCUACGGGCUUUUAUAAGUAGAGAUCCGAGAGAAACUGACUUGUAUAAUUCGAAUCUUUGCCACGAUCUAAUGGAUGCAAUAAAGGGUAUAGAUAAUUAAGUCGUGCUA
Messenger RNA from Eucalyptus grandis, 1267 nucleotides. RefSeq names its product SPX domain-containing protein 3. The transcript has 3 exons. NCBI's taxonomy places the organism in Eukaryota, Viridiplantae, Streptophyta, Magnoliopsida, Myrtales, Myrtaceae. The coding region runs from base 248 to 1045 and encodes 265 amino acids. Gene Ontology annotation, biological process: cellular response to phosphate starvation. The record is from RefSeq and is a predicted model, not a curated record.